AUGAUUAUCCAGAUGGACAACAGUGGUAAAUUUCCACUUCGGGUCCCUGGAAUCAAUGCCAUUCCUGUGAAUUAUGAGCUCGACGUCAAUGAGCGGUUCGCCCAUGGGCCUCCCGCACACUCAAGAAACAAGGGUCACACCCCGCGUCUUACAAGGCCUGAAGUAUUGCUCCUUCGUCUCAUAGAACAUGUGACCGACAAGAAAAACUGGGAACAGGACAUCUUUGAUGAAAAUGUGGUCACCGAGUGGUAUACCGAAGCCAAGUUAGACUCAACGCUGGGAAGCGAUUCAAGAUAUGAAUGGGACAUCGAUUUCAAUAUGGACUUGGUUUCGGCAAACACCUGGAACUGGUGCAUUCAGGAGCUUCGGGAUAAGGCCCUCCAUUCCACCAAGAAGGGAUAUGUCCUCAUAUUGAAUGCCGAUUCUGGUGUCUGCAAAUCCGAUCUGCUAGUUGCAAGCAACUUACAGGAAUCUUUGCAAGACUCACUUGGUCAUAUAUUGAACCGUCAUUCAAAGCUGCCUCUAAAAGAAAAAGAUCUGGGCUCCAUCCUUGAACUGGUCGACCCGUCACUUUUCAUGCUCGCCUACGGUCGGACUGCUGUUCUGAACCAAGGAGGUCAGUUUGAGGACGAGGGUAAAGUGAUGCGGAUUGCGUCCUACAUCAACAACCUACACCCAAAACAUACCAAAGCAUAUGCGUCAAUUGAACAGCUCAUCAGCUUAAGCCUAGAGCCCUGGAAUGAUGUUUUGAAGAAAGGAACAACAAGUCGAUACCCGCUACGCAUCAAAACAUUCGGGUUCGAAGCCAUUGAGCCUGACGAAAUAUGGGGCACAUUUGAACCCUGGCUCUGGAAAGACAAGCUGCCUGGUGGAACCUGGACACAAGAGACAUGGGAUGAUUAUUGUAUCAAAGCAAAAGAGUAUCUCUCAUUACCGGAACUUGACCAGAAAUACCGUGUCCAGCACCAGGAUCCGUGGGAGCCACAGGAUGAACCAGAGGAUAUAAUUGGCUCAAUUACUCCCAGUAUGUGCGAGUCAUGGGAAUCAGCGGACCUUUGGAACAAACCAAUAGAAUGGAAGUGGGAAAGACUACAUACAUUCAAGUACCCAGAGGCUGGGGCUUCUUACUCCUACGAGGAUUGGAAGAGCGGAAAAACAGCCAAACCGUUCAUCGAUAGAAGGGAAGACCGUGGCGACUCUCCGCACACCGAUCACAUGUACCAGUCCAUUUCACUACAAGAUGAUUUCCGUGAGCAGGGACUUCAAAUUGUUAUUCGCGUGUCCAGUAUCGAUCUCACGCCAGAAAACCCGUCAUAUCAAGGAGAUGAUGAUUUCCACGUGGAUGGUCUACGGAAUGAGCAUAUCGUCGGUGUGACAAGGUACUACUACGACGUUGAGAAUAUCACCGAUGCACGUAUUUCCUUCCAACAAGAAGACGACAUCAACCCAUUCGAGUUUAGACUGGGUGUUGACGCCAUGCACAAGAUAUUCGGACUCCCGCUCUUCGAAGGAGAGGAGUACCGUCCACGAAAGCUUCAAACAUUUGGCUCGGUGGGCACAAACCAGGGUCGAUUCCUCGCCUGGUCCAAUAGCCUUCGUUACAAAACAAGACCAUUUACACUGGACGACAAAAGUCGACCUGGUCACCAACGAUUCAUUUCCCUUUUCCUGGUUGACCCUCAUUACCGCAUCUGCUCCACUCAGAAUGUACCCGCUCAACAGCAUAAAGAGUGGCGAGACGCAGUUCUCGGUGAAAUGGCCUGUUUUACCAAGUUGCCUCAAGAGAUCGCAGACACAAUAAUGGACCAGACGGGAGAUUGGCCUAUCGGUACGGCCGAGGCACAGAAAUGGAAAGAUGACUCGGAAGCGGAGCGACAUCGCGCUAGAGAAGUUCAAUCUUCUGAGGUGGGCUAUUACAGCUUUUGGGCACCUAUUGAACACAUGGAGGCGGAUAUUGUAGUUAGCCCUUCAGGGACGCGGACAUGUCACGGUGUACCUGUAUAA
Messenger RNA from Penicillium expansum, 2004 nucleotides. RefSeq lists its product as uncharacterized. The transcript is spliced from 2 exons. NCBI's taxonomy places the organism in Eukaryota, Fungi, Ascomycota, Eurotiomycetes, Eurotiales, Aspergillaceae. The record is from RefSeq and is a predicted model, not a curated record. Bases 1 to 2004 code for a protein of 667 amino acids.